Molecule: messenger RNA, 7081 nt
Organism: Polypterus senegalus (gray bichir)
Lineage: Eukaryota; Metazoa; Chordata; Cladistia; Polypteriformes; Polypteridae
Product: zinc finger protein 850-like
Exons: 2
Coding region: 61-4353 (1430 amino acids)
Source: RefSeq, a predicted model, not a curated record
GCGACUUUUGAUGUCACAUCGCAGUAUACUGUGGCGCGGCUUGCACAGAGAAAGGCUGUCAUGGCCGAUGUGGACGCGUCUGCGGGAUCGCCUGCCGUUAAUGACUGCAGCAUCGAGCUGGACUGCAUAGCUCAGCCACCGUCAUUGUUGGAAAGUGUUCCCGACGUGCAGAUUAUUACUGCAGAUGGAGUUGAAAUUAAAGUGGAGCAAAUUGAACAUGGCCGCAGCGAAGGAGUUGAUUCGGGUGCCAACCGCGAAUCCACCGUUCCUCGUAGUGUGUCCAAAGAACCAAAUCCCGGAGUUGGUACGGAAAUCAAGGUCGAGGAGGAGUACAUGGAGGUUAAAGUGUGCGAGGUUGGAGAGAGCAGUGAAGACGGGACCCUUUGCAAGCAAGAGGGCGCCAGUAAUGACGAGAACAACAGUGGAAUGAGAACUUGGCACUUCAAGGACUGUGAAUCAGACUUUGAGGAAAAGUAUGAGAUUGUCAGUUCUCAUGAUGGCUCACAAUUAGAUGAUUCUUCUGGUGAAUAUAAUUAUACAAUGAUUAACAGGAUGGGGAAGAAGUCAUUGACUUGUGGCAUUUGUGGAAAGUUUUUCUCUGGCAAUAGAGGAUUUUAUGGGCACAUGCUCUCCCACAGAGCAAAACAUGUUAAAGCUGCUUAUGCAAAUAAUGAACGACCAUACAAAUGUGAUGAAUGUGGAAAAUCUUACCAGUCAUUUGGAUUUUUCCUCAGUCAUCAGCGCUCUCAUAUGAAUGCUAUGAAAUCAGUAUUUAACGAUUUGGCCCAGUUAAAAAAGAAAUCCUUUGAGUGCCUGUAUUGUGGGAGAAGCUAUUCUCGGGUAUCUGCUUUGGAAGCUCAUCAGCGAUGCCAUGCCGAUGUAAAGCUAUUCAAAGCACUUAACCCAGAAAAACAGAUGCAGACCAAGACUGAAAAAAGAUUUUCUUGUGAUGAAUGUGGAAAGCUAUAUUCUACUACUGCUGGCCUUAAUGCACACCGCAGAUACCAUUCUGAAAUUGAGCCAAAAGUUUUUAUCAGCAAAGAAAAGGAAAUGUUUAAGUGCCUGGAGUGUGGGAGACCUUUCUCUUCCAAAGCAGCCAUGAAAACCCAUGAGCGUUGGCACAGUUAUCGUAAGGGUUUAAAAAGUGGAACAGAGGACAAUCUGAGUGAAGCUAAAAAAGAAAAACCUUUCAAGUGUACUGAAUGUGAGAAGAGCUACUACUUGGUGACCUGUCUUGAAAAUCAUUAUCGAAUGAUGCAUGCUGACAUCACACCUUCAAAAUCCUUUCUUCAUCAAGUGGGUCAAUUAGAGAAGAAAUCAUUUGAAUGUCCCAUUUGUGGGAAACGUUUCACGCGGGCCACAGCUCUUCAGUCUCACCAGAGGAACCACUCCAGCUGGGAAUUGUAUGGUUUUGCUGAAGAAGACUUGGAAAACUCAUCUGAAGAGGAGGUUAUAGAGAAGAAAGACCGCACCUUUGUUGCCAGGCUGGUAAUCCCCAAAGGUGUAAACCAAGAGGUUACCACAAAUGAACCUGUGAUUGACUCUCCGCCUUCAGAAGUUCAUUCACGUCCCAUGGAAAGAAAAAAACGCUUUAAGUGCCUUGAUUGUAGAAAAACUUUUGUCAGUAGGUUAGCACUGCAAGUUCAUCGCUAUUGGCACACUUGGAGACUGAGGCCUCUAAAAUCAUCUGACACUACUCUUGUUGACUCCAAGAAACCAUUUCAGUGCAGUGAAUGUGGCAAAGGUUAUUAUUUUCUGCAGUCUUUCCGCAGUCAUAUCCAAAAGCACAUAAAUGGGAAGUCAUUGAUGCCUUUUUUGUUUCAGUAUGAGAGAGCUCAAGAGAAUUCUUCUGAAUGUGCAGAAUGUGGAAAACGUUUUUGUAAAGCUUCUACAUUGCAAUUGCAUAGACAGCUUCAUGCAAAGAAACUUGUCUGUGAUGUGAGAAGAAACCACUGCAAUUGUAACAAAUGUGGAAAAUGUUAUAAUUCUGUGGAGGCUUUCUCUCAACACCAAAAGUCUCACUCUUCUGAUGGAAUUUCUGAAACUCAUGAAAACCACAGCAAAAUUACUCAGGUGGAUCUGGAUACCAAUAACAUGGUGUUGGGUGAUAAGCCAUACCCUUGUAGGGUUUGUGGUAAGGCAUACUGGACAUUUGGGGCAUUGUAUCGUCACAAACGCUGCCAUGUGAAACAGAGACCUCUGGCUUUCUUCAAUUACUUCAAGUGGCGGAUAUUCAAGGCCAAUAUGUGCCCUUGUCCUCAUUGUGGCAAAAGCUUUAGUCUGCCUGCUGUACGUGAAUGCCAUAUCCAGUUGCACAAAAAUGAGAGUAAUGGUAAGCCGCUCAACUCAAAGAAACUCUACAGCUGUACAGUUUGUGGAAAAACAUAUACCUUCUAUAAGUGCUUCAAGACACAUGAACUACUGUUUCAUAAGUCUCUAAAGUCAACAGAAUUAUGCCACCAGACCCCAGUUUUGGAGCGGUCAUAUGAAUGUUCAAAAUGUGGAAAAAAUUUCCGUCAUGCAUCUUCCCUAAGCUCUCACAUGCUGAGCCACCUUGAAGCAAAUCUUGAAAAUUUGUAUCAGUGUCCUGACUGCAAGAAGAUGUUCAAUAGUCGAAUGGCAGUUCGUUCACAUCGUCAGUGGCAUAAAAGAUCUGCUAAACUUUUAGUAGAUUGUAAGCAGCCAGUUUCAUUAUCGGAAUCUUCAAGUUUUCAUAAUACCAUUGGACCUUUAAUAUCUCCUUCAGCUUUAGCUACCAAUACUGUAAGCCAUGUUUCAAGUGAAGGGAAAGUACAGUCCUCUGAACAACUGCCCAGUAUUGUUAAGCUGAAACAGCCUGUUAAUCAGGAUAAUACAACUCAACCUUUCAAGAGUUUUACAAUUAAAAUUCCGUUUUCACAUUACCUAUUUAAGGAAUCUGUUUUAAAGGACUGUAGCAAAUUUGAUAAAGAUCUUUCAGAGCCCGUUUCCAGGUGCCUUGAUUGUGGAAAUUGUGUUGGGGAAUGCUCUGAGUUCUGUUCCCAUGGACCUAUGAAUCAAAAAAGAGAAUUAAAUGAGUCCACCAUAGCAGAUGUACAUAGAAACAUGGAAAAAACUGCUGUUGAUAGUGGCCCAUAUAAGUGUAUCGUGUGUGGCGAGGGUUUCUUCUUUGUCUAUGCACUUCAGAAACAUGAACUUCUUCACAAAGAGGCUGUAUUAAAACUACCCAACCAUGAAGCUAUAUCAUCUAAAGAGGUGGUUUCAAGUAGUUUUCAAAAUGAACCAGCCCAGGGAAGUUCUCUUCGUAAGCUGUAUCACUGCCCUGAUUGUGAAAAAACAUACUCCUCUAGAGGGGCCCUUUAUAACCACAGGAAGACCCAUGGAAAUGUAGGCAGUGUAAAACUAUUAGGUAAGCAGGCUGAAACUGUAGGCAAGGAUUCUUCCAGUUCUCAAAAUCAGUCUGAAAGUUUAAACAAGUCUUCCUGUUUUCGAAAUGGUAACUGUUCUGAGACACCUUCAAUGUUGUACAUGUGCUUGACUUGUAAAGCCAGUUUCCGCUCACCUUUGGAUCUUAACAACCACAUAAAACUUCAUUUUGGUGAAAAAGGGGAUACCGAUGAAAAACUGAAGCCUGAUGAGGUAAUGCAUCCCAAGCAAUGUCCAAUCAAAUGUUACAAGUGUGGAAUGUCCUUUACCAGUCUUCAUAAGCUGAAACUUCACAGGAGUCAAGCAAGAAGCAAACCUUACUGCUGCUUAAUAUGCUGCCGUGCAUACAAUAGUGAGAGUAGUCUCCAGAGACACAUUCCGAGACACAGCUUAAAGCGACCCCAUGUGUGCAAAUAUUGCAACAUGCGCUUCAGAGUUCCUGCAGAGUUGAGUUACCAUGUCAACACCCACACUGGGGAGAAGCCGUUUAGUUGCAUGCUCUGUAGUAUGACAUUCUCACAUAGAGGAAAUCUUUGUACACAUUUGAAAAAAGUUCAUGGCAAUGUACCAUCCAAGAAGGUGAAAACCUCUCUGGCAAAUUCUGCAAACAUCCUCAAUUGCUACAGGUGUGGUCUAUGUAAGAAAGUCUUCCGCUACCCCUCAGACCUUACUCGUCACAUGCUUAUACACACUGGGGAACGCCCUUUCAAGUGUAAAUCUUGUUUCAGAACAUUUAAACAGAAAAACAAACUGAAAUAUCAUGAAUAUACAUGUUCCAAGCCAAAUACCAGUGUUUGUGAAAAGGAGGUUAAAGUAAAUCAGUUUUCUUCACCGUUACCACCACCAACAGACACUACUGUUUUCUGUUGUACUGAGUGCAAGCAAACAUUCACCACAGAGCCGAGUCUUCACCAGCACUACAUUCGACAUGCAAGGGGAGAUCUCUGAUAUUGUCUUUGUUUCUGUCCUAACUGGCACCGGUUUCAUCCACUUCUACUCUUCUGCCACUCUUCUCAGAAAAUUUGCAUACUCAUUGCUUUCUUUUCAACAAGACACCAUUUAAAUGAACUCUCAUCUACUUUAGUGAUAGGUUUUUCUUUACAAAUGUUAUUUUUGAUUUCCUGAAGUAUUUCUAAGAAAGAUUUGCCUUAAAGAACACAAUUUUUGAAUCUUUUCACAUAACUAAAUAAUAAUUGUAAUGAAUGAAGUGACUGAAGAUUAUUAUUAAUUAGUUAUACAAGUUAUUUCAUUAGUAAAUUUCAAGAGGCAAAUUGCAUUAAUUGUUAAUAGAUUUUGCACAAGUCUGUGAUUUUCUGUGAUAGCUUGUCAUUUAAUUCAUGUCAAAAUGGAACAGAAAGCAGAGCCCAUCAGUUAUUUGGUUCAGUGUAUUGUUAAUUUAAAAUUUUUAUGUUUCAUUUUGGCCUUGAAGCAUUGAAAUGUGUUUAAAACUUGAGGAGGGAUUCUAAACUUUCUUUAGUCUAGAAUGUAACUACAAUAUUUUAGUCUUAAGCAUUGCUCUUCUAGCUUUAUUCCCCAGUCUAUGGCUUAUGGAUUGGCCACUUGCAUACCAUACCUGGCUUGAAAAUAGUUUGUUUCAAACUGCAUACAAAGCCAGAAGUUUUUUUUUUUUGUUUUUUACUGUAUUAGAUCUGCUGUAUCUAAUAUUACCACACAAUGGUGCAGUGUUUCAAGGCAAACUAUGCUUAAUAGUUUAAUUCCUUAAUCUUUCAGUCUGCAUGAACUUGGAGGUGGUGCUGGACCUCAGUAGCUACUUGAUACAAUGAGCUUACUAAUUAAAUUAAUUGAUCUAAGAAACUGUGUGUCUUACUAAAAUUUUGUAUGUAUGGCAAAUUUAAACACUAUAGUCUAAUAUUAAUGGUUUCAUUUAUUUGUGACUGAUUUUACUAUCUCUUGAAUCUUUAAAUGUGUUUCUAUGAGUAUUCAACAAUAUACAACUAGCAUUUGUAUACUGUAAAAUGUAGAAUAAGCAGAAUUUUGCAGAGUUUUUCUUACCAAAAAUAUGAAUUUUUAUUACAUUUUGAAAUAAACUUGAUUUGCCUUAGACAUACAUUUUCAAAGUACAUACAAGUUGAAACCAUUAUGAGGAAAAGAAUGACAAUAGUGAAUGCAUGUGGAAUGGGAACUGAAGGUUAUAAGAAAUUCUUGAGUUAUGCAUGCAGUUUUUUCUCAGGGUGUGAAUUGACAGCCAGCUUACAAUGGGCGACACCUUCUUGUCUGAACACACUGCAUAAAGCUUUAAAAGUUUAUUUCACGAUACCUUGGCUUUAAGAAUGUAUUAAAUUGUAAAAAUGUGUUGAAAAUGGCUUUACAUAUGCAAAUAUUACAUUUAAUGGUAUCUAUUGAUCUAAUAAAAUUAACCAAGGUUUAUGCUAUAAAUUUUCAGUUUACCAAAUGAACCGUUUUCCAUUUUAAACACUUCUUUGAAAAGUCGUACUGUUAACAUUUAGAUCUGCUAAAUGUGAUAUUUUAUUUGAAGGUUCUUGGAAUUGUAUAGAAAAUGGCACAAGACCCCUUUAUUCCCUUAUUUAUUUAACCACCCAUACAAUAAACCAGAUAGUAUGCCACAGGUUAGAUGGGGCCUACCCCAGCAGCUCUAAGAGAUGUAAAAUCAAAUGGGAAUCAUAGAUCAGAAAAGGAAGUAAAUGGUAACCGGUGUAUAAUAAUAUUUGGGUUUAAAUGUAUACAGUGCCUAUUUGUAUAACUGAGCACUAUCUGCAUUAAACAUUGCACUGGCGCUUCUAAAAACAAAUGGUCAGAGCAGGAAUGUGCUUUUAAAGUGAAGGGCUGCGGAAAGGGUUCAACUAAAACUGCUGUGCUGAAUGUGUUGGAGUUGUGGCAUCGCAAUACUUGGCUGGUUUGUGUUGAGUAGCUGUAUAUAUAUAUGUGUGUGUGUGUGUGUGUUUGGAAAAAAUGUUUUACUACCAUAAAGGACAUCUGAUUCAGAGGUGACUGUCUAUACCACUUCAUGAAAACUGGAAUCAGUUUAGAGAUUUCUAUGGAUCUACCUCAGAUAUACUUGUUACACACGUUUAACUUUCUCAUGUAAUUGUAUAGCAUCUUAGGGUGGGAGUGCAGACUGAAAUACUGUCAUUUACUGAUUGGGAGUUGCUCUGCUCUAAGAUUGAACUGCCCCUGUUGUCUGACGCUCCUUUUCCACAAGAGGUCAGAUUAGUGCCUCAAAUGAUUAUGUGACAAAUGAUUGUAAUGUAGUGGAUGUGUGAACAUUUUUUUUUUUUUUUUGGCUUAACGUUUCAAUAAUGAAGUAGAAAGGGGGGUUGGAGGGGAUGCUUUUAUACCUGACAGUGUUCAUUCCUCUGGGCCUUAUUUGUAUGCGUAGCUUAUUAUUCAUUGUUAGUUUAAACCAAUCCAACCCUGUAAUUUUUUUUGAAAUGCAUAUAUAUUAUAUCUACUUGUAUGUUUUGAAUUACCUAACUUUUAUUUAGAUUUUGUUUUCUUUAAAUGUCCUGUUUAGGUGCUUUUUCUUUAAAGAUUUCAGAGACCACUACUUAACUGCAUUUCAUUUUGAGUGUAAGCAAACUUUUUAACCAUUUAUUCACCAUUCCUUCCUAUUUUUAUCGACACAGAUCAAUAAAAUUCUAAACUUAAGCCACAGUCUUUAGACAUCCAUAAUAAAGCACAGAAUAAGUAUGUGAAA